CUUAGUACACAUUCAGACUACACAGAACAUAUAUUAGUAAGCUAAAAAAAAAAAAAUUAAAAAUAUGGACUGCAAGGCUCCUGGACUGCUUGAAACUCCUAGUGAAUCGGAACUGACCCACUGCAGCAUCUCCGCUCUCGAUAACAUACCGAUCCAGGAAGAGGAGUGUCCAUCGGAGUUGGAAAUUUCAAAGACUUUGAAUAAACUGGAAAAGAUGAGAGAAAGGGUGCUAUAUAUGAAGAGCCUCCUAAUUCGUCCAGUACAAGUAAACAAAGCCGAAUGUCCUUCAGAAAGUGACCAGAUGAGACUGGACAUCGAGCAGUCUAGCUCGGACAACGACGAACUGAGAGUAGUACAACAGGACACAGUUCGAGCUUUACAGCAGAUCAUCGAAGUAAAUCGGCAACUCAAGGAGACAACUGACUCUCUGACUGGACUGGACGAGAAGGCAAGGAAAAACAUCCGAUGCAUCAGAAAGUUGUCCAAGAGGCUGCUCGAAGUGCCCAAGUGGAAGGAGGAACUGAAGCACAACACGGGAUUGUGUUUGGAGCGAUACAAUGACCUGGACAUUUCCCGAGGAAACUACCUCGACUACAGCGACAACUUCGUCCGACCCAUCCAAACCAACAUGAAGUUCUGUUUCGCAUCAAAGGCCCCUCUUAUAUGCAACAAGCAAGAUUAUAAUGACUUGGUAAACGCUUUGAGUAAGUCCCGGCGAACCCUACUGAAAUGCCACGAGGAGCUAAUGAAGUACACCCAGAAGGUGGACGAAGCGCUGACAUUGAAGAACUUUGAUACCAUGGUACUUCCAUCUAUAUCGGAGCUAUCGUUGCUGCUGGACAAGAGCUCCCAAGUGACCAAGCGCAGGAGCUCAACUGUCAAGGAGCGAAGAUCCUUCAAGUUCGCCUGGGCUGCUCCUUUGGCGAAGCAGGAAAAAUACACGCCCGCUGUCGAUAUUACCGAUUGAGAUAAUUAAAAACGCAGUCAACCACAAAAGCGCCAAUAUUGUAAUUUAAAGUGCCAUCCUAGUUUCGCAUUUUACGGGUGCAAAAAUGCGCAUAAUGAA
Molecule: messenger RNA, 1066 nt
Organism: Drosophila mauritiana
Lineage: Eukaryota; Metazoa; Arthropoda; Insecta; Diptera; Drosophilidae
Exons: 2
Coding region: 65-967 (300 amino acids)
Source: RefSeq, a predicted model, not a curated record